GGGACGACACACAGCCCUAAAAUGAGCGAAUUAGUUCCCUGAAGUUCCCGUGUGCAUGUGGCUCCCUGCCGGCUAUACGGACAUGCUGCCGGACUAUGUCGGUACCGCUAUUUCUGUGGGGCCGGAGUGUGAGCCUCAUCCUCCUGCUGUUUGUACCGGGGAGCCCGCAAGUCUCGGUGAUCGUCGAUAGAGAGGUAAAUGCCAAGUUGGGGUCGGACACCAAGUUGUCCUGCAAAGUGAAAACCCCCGACAUUAUCUCCCAAGUCACUUGGCAGAGGAAGUUGUCGCCCAACAAUGAGAAUUUCCUGACCUACAGCAAAGGGGAGGAACCCAUGCACCUGACUCCGUUUGGGCAGAGAGUGAAAUUUCUGGGCAACGGGGAUCUGGGAGGCUCCAUACUGAUUCCCAAUGUAACCCUGGCCGACCAGGGCACCUACCUCUGUAUCUUCACCACAUUUCCAGGAGGCACAAAGGAAGGGGAGAUUCAUUUAUCCAUCUGGGUGGAGCCGUCGGUGGAAGUGCAGCUAAAUCCAGUGCUGUCGGGGCCAAAUCCGGUUAUUAUUGCUGAAUGUGUAGCCUUUGCCUCCAAACCCGCAGCCAAUAUCAGCUGGGAUACAUACGGCCUCCCCCACUCAUCCACUGAAACCCCAGUACAGCAUUCUAAUGGGACGGUGUCGGUACGGAGCCAGCUAUGGAUGGUGCCUUCUCCUGGGCUUAAUGGGCAUCAGGCAACUUGUCUGGUUUCUCUGCCUGAGCAAAUGUAUGAGAAACUGAUACAUAUGAACAUUACAAAUAUUCAGUAUGCACCCCAGGCUGUACAUAUCAAAGUAAUACAGAGAGACCCUCUGUAUAUUGAAUGUGGGGCAGAUGGCAACCCUCCGGUCACUUAUACAUGGAGCAGGGGGAAUAGAUCCAUUACUGAUGAUGAGGCCCAGGUUACAGAUAACACUCUGUAUUUUCCCAGAAGGAAUAGAGAUAAUAAUGGCCUGUACGUCUGUGAGGCCACAAACAGCAUUGGGAGAAACUCGACGUCGGUCUAUUUAUAUAAAUACUCAGAUGCUGUUCCCCGAGGGAGCUACGGCGCAUAUAUUGCAGCCAUUGUUAUCCAAAGCUUUAUUAUUCUUGGAAUGGUUGUGUACUUUAUACGGAGGGAAGGAAUGUUUAAUUGUAGGUGUAUAGAAGGGCAGAACCCUCCUGAGGAACGGGAUGAAUCAAGGCAUUUAGAUGCUGUUCUGUCAGCCGUGUAGUGCAUGUCUUACUGGGGCAGAGUCCUCUGGGUCUCUUCAGGUAACUGCCUGCCCAGCAAACUCAGAAGACAACAGAAACAUUAUGGGGCCAACAGGCUCCUGAUCAAGGAUUCUUCCACACCCCUCUCCCACCCCAAAGAGUGUGAGGAUGGAGAGAACAGCAGGGUCAGGGGCAGCAGCAGUCGGGGCAGUGAUGGGCAAACAGGGCCAGUCAUGGAGGAACCGGAGCUAACGAGCUGGUUGUUUCAGGGAGAAUGGGCAGCCGGAGAGCAGUUAUUAAACACUCACAAUUGUCAGGAGAACAUAAUACUUCAAAAGCCAGGUCAGCAAGAGGAGAGCUUAUGAGAGAGGCCAGUGUACGUGUGUGUAUGUAUAUAUAUAUAUAAUAUUACUAUAUCAAAUGUAUUUAUACAAGCUUUAGGUACAGUUAAGUUAUUUCCGGCCGAUUAAAGGUUCAGAUUUCCCUGGUGGGCCCUGCACCCCCCAGUCCGACUCUGAAUAUUGGGCACUAGGUUUGCCCAGAAGUAGUAACCCAUAGCAACUAUAUAUGUGUGUGUGUAUGUAUAUAUGUAUAUAUGUAUAUAUGUAUAAAAUGUGUAAAUAAAUGCUUUUUUUUGCAAA
Messenger RNA from Xenopus tropicalis (tropical clawed frog), 1868 nucleotides. It is a transcript of the gene nectin1l2.2, whose product is annotated as nectin cell adhesion molecule 1 like 2 gene 2. Lineage: Eukaryota; Metazoa; Chordata; Amphibia; Anura; Pipidae. Gene Ontology annotation, cellular component: membrane. The record is from RefSeq and is a predicted model, not a curated record. Bases 96 to 1247 code for a protein of 383 amino acids. The transcript has 8 exons.